Molecule: messenger RNA, 577 nt
Organism: Hordeum vulgare subsp. vulgare (domesticated barley)
Lineage: Eukaryota; Viridiplantae; Streptophyta; Magnoliopsida; Poales; Poaceae
Exons: 1
Coding region: 75-335 (86 amino acids)
Source: RefSeq, a predicted model, not a curated record
CCGUCCUCUCCCGUCCCCGCACCGCCAGCAACUCGAGCACUCGACCACCGGUCCGGCCGCCGCACACCCUCGUCAUGUCUCGCGCGCUCGCCCUCGCGGCCCUCCUGCUGCUCGCCGCCCUCGCCGCCGCGGACAGCAGCGCGGAGUCCAUCCCCUUCGCCAAGGAGGUCGCCGGCGGCGCCGAGGCGGCCAAGAACGCCGGCGUGACCGGCGCCACCGCGUUCAAGGAGGCCGGCACGGACGCCGCCUCGGCGGCCGCCGGGGGCGCCACCGCGCCCGUGGACCCCGACCCGGCCAGCGGCAUCAAGGCCGACCCCGCGCCCGCCAGGCGCUGAACCGUAGACAGGCCUUGGUCCGAUUUCUUCUUUUACUUCCAUGCUGAGACUCUGAUCCGUGCGCGCCAGUGUCGCGCAUGCGUACGUGUCGGUUAAUAAUUUUAGUGCUGCUAGGUUUAUUCGUUGAUCGUUUUCAUCGAUGAUGACUGUGUAAGUGUGGAUGUGCCACGCAGACCUGAGCAGCAUUUUCCGCUCGGUGCUUGCUUCUGCUGACGUGAAAUAAACUGGAUUCACACGGAAAA